AUGGAGUCCAGUGCCCAGCUCCAGAGUGGCCCCGACCUCAGCUGUGGGGACGCAGCUACCUCAGUCCCUGGACACGUGGCUGACACCUCGAAGCCAGAUCUCGAGAUAGGCAUGGCCCUUGUCACCAAAUGCCCUGAUGGCCAGGAGAAGCAGGUUGGGGAGUCAAGCUUCCCGUCAUCCCUGGAGUCACCCGGUGUCACCUCAACAUCCAGUGGCACCACCUCCUCCUCGGCCCACCCCAUGCCCAGGGCCCCUCUGAGAACCCAGAUACCCUGUGAAUUUCUGCCAAUUUAUAACAAGAUGGUGGACGACAAAUGCAUCGUCCGAGUCAGAGUGGACAUGGAUAAUGGAAAUGUUUACAAAAGCAUGAUGCUGACCUGCCAAGACAGUACACGGGCCUUUAUCCGCAAAGCCCUGGAGAAGCAUAUCCUGGAGGAAGAAGAUCCAGAGGACUACAUGCUGGUGCAAAUUGUUUCACCGAAAAGACGGAUGAAGAUUCCAGACAGGGCCAAUGUGUUUUAUGCGAUGGACCCUUCAGGCAAUUACGAUUUGCUCCUGACUAAGAAAACCUCUGCCAAGGGGAAGAAAGGGAAAAAGGGAGGCCUGUUCACCCUUUUACACGGGAAGAAGUGAGGCAGCUUCUCACUGGCCCUGACAGCUGCCAGCCUAGGGUCAUCUUCCCACGUGUAGCUGGUUGGGUGACUUCGCCGUGCCAGGCGGGCACUUCCCUCCCCACCAGCCAGCUGAGCCCUCCCUGCCCUGACUCUGGUUUCAGCCCUGAACCUCUCCUCCUGCUGGCAUCUCCCUGCCCCUUGACAGCCUGACCCAGACUCCUGUGGACCACUCACUGCACCCUCCUCGGGCCAUGGGUCCCCACACAUGACCUUCCCUGGGGCUCCUGCCCUGCCUCACCCCACUGCAGCCUUCCUCAGGCUGCACCAAGCAUUUUACCAUCAGGACCUCCCAGGAGUCAGGCUUCUCCUCACACUCAUCCCAGGCCCUCAUCCCAGGGACUGGAGAGGCCUCUUCACUCUGUAAGGCUUCCCCCAUUGAGGGAUGAAGUGCCCAGCUGGGUGCCACAGACCUCAAAUCUCAAGCCAUGCAAGGGCCAAGCACCACU
This is a messenger RNA of Choloepus didactylus (southern two-toed sloth), 1120 nucleotides long. RefSeq names its product ral guanine nucleotide dissociation stimulator-like. Bases 1 to 633 code for a protein of 210 amino acids. The transcript has 4 exons. Gene Ontology annotation, biological process: signal transduction. Lineage: Eukaryota; Metazoa; Chordata; Mammalia; Pilosa; Megalonychidae. The record is from RefSeq and is a predicted model, not a curated record.